Molecule: messenger RNA, 1662 nt
Organism: Ctenopharyngodon idella (grass carp)
Lineage: Eukaryota; Metazoa; Chordata; Actinopteri; Cypriniformes; Xenocyprididae
Product: dual specificity protein phosphatase 13-like
Exons: 3
Coding region: 56-601 (181 amino acids)
Biological process (GO): protein dephosphorylation; negative regulation of MAPK cascade
Cellular component (GO): cytoplasm
Molecular function (GO): MAP kinase phosphatase activity; protein tyrosine/serine/threonine phosphatase activity
Source: RefSeq, a predicted model, not a curated record
UGACAGGCUCAUAUUGUAGUCGUGCUCAUAUCAAACUUUACGAUGAGUCUGUCUAAUGGAUGAAGAUGAUGAUGAGUGUGAAACACCCUCCGUUAAGGAACUGGAGAAGAUCCUGUUUGGAGGGAAGAGGAGUGGGAAUCAUGCGGAUGAAGUUUGGCCCAACCUUUUCCUGGGUGACAUGUCUGUGGCCAAUGAUCGCUUCAGUCUGUGGAAGCUGGGCAUCACUCACGUCCUGAACGCCGCUCAUGGGAAGAUGCACUGUCAGGGCAGUCACGAGUUCUACGGGUCAACCGUCGAGUAUUACGGAGUCCCUGCAGACGAUUCGCCAUCGUUCAACCUGUCGGUUUAUUUUCACCCCUGCGCUGAUUAUAUCAAAGAGGUUCUCAGUUCUCCAGGAGGACGGGUGUUGGUUCACUGUGCGGUGGGAGUGAGUCGCUCAGCCUCUCUGGUUCUGGCGUAUCUCAUGAUCCACCAGCGGCUUUCUCUUCUGAACGCUGUUAAAACAGUCAAACUGCACCGCUGGAUCUUCCCGAACCGAGGCUUCCUCAAACAGCUGCGGGCCCUGGACGUGACGCUCCGCUGUAUGAAGAGCACAACAUAAACCUUCCAACUGGAAUCAUCACACCUCAGCUCUCAGCUUUAGAAGGAAAACGUAAUGAUUUACAGAGAUAUUAGAUAUUCAGUUAUUUUGUUAUAAUUUAGAUGAUUUAUUUUAUAUUUAACAAUACAUGUACUUUUACUGUAAAAUGUUUUUUGUACUGUAAUUUAUUGUGAAAAACAACAAAAGGUUUCUAAAAGUGCCUAAUUUUUUUUUAUUAUUUAACUGGCAUUAAGCAAAAUCGUUAGAAGAUCAGAUUAGCAGCCUGUGGUCUCCUGUACUCAAUAAUAAAAUAAAACUAGAGUUUGAUGACAAACUUUGAUGUUGCGUUGACAAAGCCAGGUCUGAACGUUUAAAAAAAAAUUGAAAAGCUAGAAGUUUGAAGGUUUUACUCUGACAAACUCAAAAAAUGUUACUAGCAUGUUUUAACAUGCUAACAUGAUUUAACACAUUGCUAGCAUUUUAACAUGUUGCUAGCAUAAUUUAAUACUUUACUAGCAUGAUUAGCAUGUUUGCUAACAUGUUGCUAACAUGAUUUAACACAUUACUAAUGUUUUGUAACAUGUUGUUAGCAAUGAUUAGCGUGUUGCUAGCAUUUUGCUAACAUGAUUUAACCUGUUGCUUGCAUGUUUUAAUGUUUUGUUAACACAUUUUAACACAUUGCUAGCAUAUUUUAACAUGUUAUUAGCAUUAUUAGCAUUUUGGUAGCAUAUUACUAGCAUGUUUUAACAUUGCUAACAUUUUAGCAUGUUGUUAACACACUGCUAGCCUGUUUUAGAAUGUCAUUAACAUGUUGCUAGCAUGAUUAGCAUGUUUCUAGCAUAAUGUAACAAUUUGCUAGCAUGAUUAACAUGUUGCUAACAUAAUUUAACCUGUUCCUCACAUGUUUUAACAUUUUGCUAGCAUGUGGUAACACAUUUCUAGCACAUUUUGACAUGUUGCUAGCAUUAUUAGCAUUUUGCGAACAUAUUACUAGCAAGUUUAACAUAGUUAACAUGAUUAGCAUGUUGUUAGCAACAUGUUAGCAUGAUUAGCAUGUUGUUAGCCUGAUUAGCAUGUUGUUA